GCAGGAAGUGAAGUGAAGAUGGCGGCCUCGGCAACGUUGCUAACCGAGUCUGCGCUUGGAUGGUCUAUUUUCACCGUUGUGUUGGUGGUUAUUUUAGCCUUCUGCUGGGUGUAUAUUCGGAAGUACCAGAGUCGGCAAGAGAGCGAAGUCAUCUCCACCAUUACGGCGAUAUGCGCUCUGGCUGUUGCCCUGAUCACAUCUGCUCUCCUCCCGGUGGAUAUCUUCCUAGUGUCCUUCAUGAAGUACCCGAACGGCACUUACAAGGACUGGGCGGCCAUCAAUGAAACGAGGAAGCAAAUCGAAGACACGGUCCUCUAUGGCUACUACAAUAUUGCUUCCUUGCAUCCGUCAGACAAGACAUGCGCAAUUUCGAAGUAUUGCAUAUUAUCACUCUCAACCUCCAUCUCCAGGUCUUGUGAAUGGAUGUGCAGCCUAAUCCUCCGUUAUCAAUCUAAUGCUUUAUACUCCAUCGUCCUCUUCUGCGUCUUCUUCUGGAUUCCAUUUGUUUACUUCUACUACGAGGAGAAGGACGAAGAUAACGUCAGCAAAUGCUCGCAAGUGAAAAAUGCCUUGAAGUACACAAUCGGAUUUGUCAUCGUCUGCGCUGCGCUGCUUUUAAUCGGGACGUUUGUCCCGCUGCCGCCUCCGUCCAGGCAGAACUCCACCCAGUGGGAGAAGGUGCAGUACCUGUUCAAGGAGCUCGGCAGCAGAGAUGGCGUGGCUGCACUCUCGUUCUCCAUCAGUUCCCUGACCUUGAUUGGCAUGCUGGCAGUAAUCACAUACACGGCCUACGGGAUGUCUGCACUCCCCCUGACGCUGAUCAAGGGCGUGCGCAGCGUCCGUUACGAGCGCCUCGAGAACACCGAGGACACGGAGCAGGUCGAGCAACGGAUCGGCAAGCUCAAGGCCAAGUGCGGGGAUGGGAGGCCCCUCUCCAUGAGGGACCGCAGGACCCUGCAGGACCUGGAGACGAGGCUCCAGACGCUGCGACGGCAGGCCCGUCACCUGGAGGUGGCCGAGAGGGACUGCUGCACCAAGGUGGGCGGCGCCCUCCGCCCGCUGAAGAUUCUGCUGGGAGUUUUCUUCUUCCUGGUGGCUCUCCUGUUCGUCGCGGCCCUGUUCAUUUCCAAUCUGGACAAAGCCUUGCACUCAGCCGGGAUCAACACUGGCUUCGUUAUCUUCGGAACCAAUCUGACGAACCCCCUCAACGAGCUGCUGCUGGCGCUUCAGCCGGUGUUUCCCCUGGACUACGUGCUGAUCACCGUCAUCACUGUGUACUUCGUCUUCACGUCCAUGGCGGGCAUCCGAAACAUGGGCAUCUGGUUCUUCUGGAUGAGGCUGUAUAAGAUCAGGCCCGAGAGAACCCGCCCACAGGCCCUGCUCUUCCUCUGCAUGAUCCUGCUCCUCAUCGUCCUUCACACCAGCUACAUGAUCUACAGCCUGGCCCCGCAGUAUGUCAUGUACGGCAGCCAGAAGUACCAACUGCAAACCCCACAGACCACAGCUGUCACCACCAAGAUAUGUGACGCGGACGCUCCUGAAGACCAGUGCACGAUAACCAGAACGUACCUCUUCCUUCACAAGUUUUGGUUCUUCAGCACUGUCUACUACUUUGGCAACUGGGCUUUUCUUGCAGUUUUCACCAUUGGUUUGAUGGUGUCAUGCUGCAAAGGGAAGAAGUCGGUGAUCGAGGGUGAAGUGGCAGCUGAUGAUUCUGAUUUUAGCGACGAUGAGUACGUGCACUGAUUAGUGGGGGGGUGGGGUGGGGGGCGGAGCUAAAACUCAUUCAUUUACAUGCAAUGUCUUUACAUUACACACCGUGUCUUCUGUCUAUUAUAAUAGUACAAAAAAUGCUCUAGAAAAGUUUAACAUUUGCAUUAUAAGGUGCAUGUGGUUUGUUUGUUUGUUUGUUUGUUUGUUUGUUUGGUUUGGGGUGGGCUAUUGUUAUUAGGCCUGAAUCAUGUCCUGCAUGGUUCCAACAGAGCAUGCAAAUGGAAAGCUCAAUGUAGUGCAGAGACUGGUAGCUUUGAACCAACCUUUGCUACUUAGAAAUCUGACAGCCAAAAGGCAUUUAAAAAAAACAAAAACAAAGAACCAGAAAAAUGAGCAUGCUGUGUCACACAGUGAUUUCAUGACGGUGUGAAUGCUAACGAUUGUUUGGUCCAAGAUGACUAACAGUUAAGUCACUUUUCUUUCCUACUUGCAUGCAUGAUGCAGUAUAAAUAAUUUGAACUGAUUAAUAAAAUCCAAUUAUUUUUGUAAGGCCAGAUGGGCACAUGAAGCAAUGCCACAUCUUAGAGGAGCUAGCUUUCUCUGACCCUGGAAUACAAGCAAAUGCUGUGUGAGGUCAAGCAGAUGUCCGCUUUCUUAUUCCCGAAUAAUGACUCUAAGCAGAGUGGAACCUUUCUUUUGCUGAUUUUUCUGAAGUUUGCAUUUAUCAUUUUAGUCUGAAGUUUGCGUUGUUCCAUUAUUCUCAUGUAAUAGGCAAACUAACUAAUGCUUCUCUAAGUUGCUGUUGGCUUAAUCAGUGAAACCGAAAUGCAACAUACUGUUGAUCUUCUGAUCUUCUGGUGAUUUCAUGCUUGGAGAUUAUUUUUUGGCUUCACAGUUUAUUACACUGGUCACUUUGGGGUUGUUAUAUGCCGUUACCAUGUAAAGGUACGUGAGAAUAACAGUAUUUUGCCGUUGAGAAAUGUUCUGAAUAUCUGUAACUGGAAGCCUUUUUGAAGCAUCAUCAAAUAAAGAGCAAAAGAAACA
Electrophorus electricus (electric eel) is the source of this 2757-nucleotide messenger RNA. RefSeq names its product LMBR1 domain containing 1 (gene lmbrd1). Gene Ontology annotation, biological process: protein localization to lysosome. The record is from RefSeq and is a predicted model, not a curated record. Gene Ontology annotation, cellular component: lysosomal membrane. NCBI's taxonomy places the organism in Eukaryota, Metazoa, Chordata, Actinopteri, Gymnotiformes, Gymnotidae.